AUGUCUAAUAUUAACAACGCUGCUGACGCUACCAAGAAAACAGCUGAAGACGUUAAAGGAGACUUUAAUAAGACUAAGAAAGACGUGAGCAAAAAGGCUUCAGAGGCUACGGAAAAGAAGGGAAAUCGUGGGGACGAGUUUAAGAAGGAAGUCGAUGACUUAGAGAAGGAGGGCAAGACAUACUUCAAUAAAUUAGUUGCAUUCAUCAAGGAGAAGUCUUCUUGUGCUUCUAAGGUGUUUUCUGCUAACUUUAAAGAGGGCCAAAAGAAGACAUCUGCUGCUUUGGCCAAAACCAGUGAAGAAUUUCAGAAUCCCGUUGUCAUUGCACAAGCUCUUGUUGGUGUAACUGGAGUGUUCGCAGGUUAUUUAACCUACUUAGAAAGACAUAGAAUUGACACAGACAAUAAGCUUGUUUUGGGUAUUCACGGGUCUAUCAUCACGGGUUUAGUUUUACUUGACGGCUUUUUAUUCCGCAAGUAUUAUCCUAAGUUUGACAAGAAAUAUCCAUAA
Molecule: messenger RNA, 510 nt
Organism: Priceomyces carsonii
Lineage: Eukaryota; Fungi; Ascomycota; Pichiomycetes; Serinales; Debaryomycetaceae
Exons: 1
Coding region: 1-510 (169 amino acids)
Cellular component (GO): mitochondrial outer membrane
Molecular function (GO): nascent polypeptide-associated complex binding
Source: RefSeq, a predicted model, not a curated record